Messenger RNA from Symbiodinium natans, 2796 nucleotides. Lineage: Eukaryota; Dinophyceae; Suessiales; Symbiodiniaceae. The record is from the annotation of a GenBank genome assembly.
AUGGUGGCAGACAUCAACGAGGCCAUACAAAAUGAUUUGAGAGCACUUGUUACGGGCGAGUGUCUCUUUUCCGAUACACGUGUGAAAGGGCAGGAUGGCGAGGUGAAGGCACAUUUCGCUUUGCUUCAGAUUCGCUGUCCAGAACUAGCUGCGCGGGCGACACAUCAGCCGGAUGGGACGGCCUGUGUCAUUCAUGCGGGCGCAGCUGUGCAGGCAUUGCAGCAGCUACUUCUGUUUAUUUACACUGACUGCUUGAGCACAGAACCCGGCGAAAUCAAUUCUCUGUUGGGGCUUAUGAACCUUGCGCGGGAUUUGUUCAUUCCAGAUGAGAGCCGUGAAACACCACCUGGUAAGCGCGCACGGCGGGAAGUGCGUGGCUGCUCCAUGCGAAGGCUAUACGCCAUGUGUGAGCAGAGAGUCUGCGACAACAUCUCAGAAUCCAACGUUGUGCAAAUCCUGCAGGCCUCACUUAACAUCGGCUCCAAGUUCGCUGAAGGGUGUGUGUAUGCCUUCCUUGCCCGUAAGGGCAAGAACCUCAUCAAGGAAGCCUCCUUCAACCAGUCCUUGGUUGAGAUGCUUGGCAAAGAUCAUCCAGGCGCCGUGGCGCGUGCAAUCUGUGCAGCUGCCGGAACGCUCCCGCCUGGCGAGGCGGUGGAGGCUGCAGAAUUCAGCGUUCCACCUUCAAAGCUUGCAGAGGACUUGGAAGUCUUGUUUUCUGAAGCUGAGUUGCUCUUUCGGUCUGACUGCUAUCUCAGCUUCGGGUCCUCAUGUCAUGUGGCCGCGCACCGCUUCAUCCUGGGCGCCCGAUCACAAUUCUACGAGCGGAUGCUUUCAACCCCCAUGCAGGAGGCUUGGACGAGAAACAUUCCCAUCAGUACACCCCUCCAGCCGCGAAUUGCUGCUGUGAAGGCGCUGCUCCUGUUUCUAUACACAGGCCGCCUUGCAGAGACCAUCGAUGACGAGGUCGUGACGUCGUGUGACUUGGUAGAUUUGCUGUCCAUGGCAGGGCCCGGGGGACAGAACUAUCUUCAGCUAUCUGAGCCAGCAUGGGCCGCGCUUCGCCUGGAGGCCCUGAGGCGCAUCAAGGCCAGUCUGCAGGGUAGCACGGCCUGGUCCCUCUUGCGCAGAUCAACAGCCCAGCACAACCAAGCGGUGAAGUCACUGGCGCUGGCCGCAGUGCUGCGAAGCUGUGCAUCCGGCUGUCAUGAUGCGGAUUCGUUCCGGAAGGAAAGCGCGCCCACGGAGGAGUGGUGGACACCGAAGAUGGAGAACGAGCUUCUGCUUGAGCUCCUGCACCUGAAAUGCACAGAAGGUGAGCAUAAGACUUGGGACCUGGAGCUACAUCACGCGGCACGCGAGGAUGACAGCGUCCAGAACCAUAGCGGAAACAAAUAUCUUUUGCAAGAUUUCACAAAUCGUGGCUCGGCCUGCAUUUCUCGGUCCGGAGAUUGGUGUCACAUUGUUGCGAGCUUUGCCUCGCAUGUGCACGUGGACUUUGUGAUGGUGGCGCCUUUGGAGGGUUGGGGGCCGCGGAGUUUGAAGGGCGCAGAGCUCCAAGUCAUGAACAGUGCUGGCACCUGGGAGACCUUGGCAAAGUCCAAUUGCGCCGUGAAUGGCCAGUUGGAAACCAUACCCGUGCACCGAAGGGGCCGGCACUGGCGCUUCAUCAACCAGUCGAAGCUUGCACUGAGCGUUCUGCGAUUCAAGAUGCAAGCGGCAGUUCCGUGCAGCGACCUUCCCCACAAGCUCGUUACCGACACGCUCAAGCCAAGUCUCCUGACGCAGUUGAUGCAGUUCAAGCUGUUGCUUGGAGUGCAUCUCCCAUGUCAGGCGAGCAAACACCGCUGUGUCACAGCAACGUAUCCCAUGGCUGUGCAUGUGGACUACGCCUUGGUUGAUGCUGUCUCCAUGGUGCGGAUGCCCGGGCAAAGGAACCUGUCCGGCACCAGCGUCAGCCUGAGUCUGCAGGUGUGGAAUGCAGAUGGGCAGUGGGAGUUUCUUGGCAAAGUCCGAGCAGGACCUGGACUCGGCUCUCAACGGAUCGACGUCAACCGGGACGGCCAACAUUGGCGCCUGGUGGAUACGCAUGCGGAUAUUGCUGAGGAUGAUCAUGCCUGGCUGACUGUGAACGAUUUCCAGCUAGAGGAGCCAUCGAUCAAGCUGCUGCAGUCCUCUGGCGACAGGUGCUCAACACUCGUCUGGGGUGCCGCCGUCGAGUUGCUGUCCUUCCUGCGAGCGCACGGGCGACAGCAAGGGCUGCUGAAGCCAGGAGUUCGCAUCCUUGAGUUGGGUUCCGGCACAGGCUGGCUGGGACUCUCCCUCGCGGCCUCCUUUCCGGAUCUCGGCCGCAUCCUCCUGACGGAGACUCCGAUCCAUCAAGAUGCGUUGGGGCACUUGCAGCGCACAGUGGAGCUGAACUCGGACCUUCCCGGCGUGGGGAAGGUGGAGGUCGUCGGCUUUGACUGGGCAGACGUAGAGGGCAGCAGCAUUUGCCAGGAACCCUGGGACUUGAUCCUGGGCUCGGACCUGGUCUACAACCAAGAGACAGCCUCUCUGAUGCCCCAGGUGGUUUCGAGACUCCUGCGCGCGCAGGAGGCUCGGACGGAAAGUUCACCAACGGCCUUGUACUGCCAGUCCCUCCACCGCUGGUCCUGGGCAGGCUACGAUGUGCCCCUCCUGGAAGGUUGCAUGGCAGCGACUCUGGUACCUGAAGCGCUGUGGCUUCAGAACUACGGCCUGUGCACUGGACAUCUCGAAAGAGACUGCGCAGCCAUCGAAGUGGAUGACGGCGUACCG